Salvia splendens (bonfire salvia) is the source of this 1128-nucleotide messenger RNA. Its product is annotated as cyclin-C1-2-like. The record is from RefSeq and is a predicted model, not a curated record. NCBI's taxonomy places the organism in Eukaryota, Viridiplantae, Streptophyta, Magnoliopsida, Lamiales, Lamiaceae. Bases 90 to 830 code for a protein of 246 amino acids. The transcript is spliced from 9 exons. Gene Ontology annotation, molecular function: cyclin-dependent protein serine/threonine kinase regulator activity. Gene Ontology annotation, biological process: regulation of transcription by RNA polymerase II.
AAAUCGCAAACGGUUUCCCUCAUUUUUUGUGCAGCUUGACACUCUGAAAACGAUUGUGGAGGAAGGAAGAUUAAUCCAACUGCAAUUCCAUGGCUGCCAAUUUCUGGACUUCCUCUCACUACAAGCUGCUUCUCGAUGCGGAAGAGGUGAAUGUGGUGCAUCAAUUGGACAAGGAAAGGGGCAUUACUGCUGAAGAUUUCAAGCUCGUCAAAUUUUACACUUCCCACAGUAUUGUGGAGUUGGCACACUGUGUCAAAGUGAGGCAGAGGGUCGCAGCUACGGCCAUUACAUACAUGAGACGUCUCUAUGCCAGGAAAAGUAUGACGGAAUAUGAUCCAUGCCUAGUUGCUCCGACCUGCUUGUACUUGGCAGCUAAAGCCGAAGAAAGCACAGUGCAUGCCAAACUUGUUGCUUUUCAAAUCACGGAAGAUCUAAGUGAUGUGAAGUUUUUUAAAGAGAUACACAAGAUGGAAAUGAAAAUCUUGGAAGCCCUCAACUAUUAUUUACUUGUAUUCCAUCCUUACCGAUCAAUGACUCAGUUUCUUCAGGAUGCUGGCGUGAGUAAUUUGACAGAACAAACUAUGGGGAUCAUUAACGACACAUACAAGAUGGAUCUGAUUCUUGUUCAUCCUCCUCACUUGAUCGCGCUAGCCUGCAUAUUCAUUGCAAGUGUCCAGAAUGAUAAAGAAAUCACAGCUUGGUUUGAGGAGCUUCGUGUUGACAUGAACGUGGUGCAAAGCAUUGCAAUGGAGAUUUUAGAUUUCUACGACAGCUACAAAGUGAUGUCAGAAAAACCCAGGAUUAGUGCAGUAAUGGACAAGCUACGAUGAUCAGAUCAACUAUGUUUUCGUAGUAAACAGUAGAAACACGAUAGCAGAUUAAAAACGGGCUCCACAAUAGCAAAAUCAGAGCCUUAAAGAAGCACAUAUAGUUGCAGGAUGGUAACAUUUUAUUUUCUGAUCUAAACAGGCAUCACUUACAUGUUUGAAUUUCGACAAAAGUUGAAAAGUGGUAUAGUAUUUCUUGUUGAUGUAGCAAAAUUGAGGAGAAAUCUUGACCUUUUCUCUGUUAACUGACCUUCAAAAACUUUGUUGAUAUUCAAAAUUGCACUGAGUUUUGUUGUUUCUA